Molecule: messenger RNA, 765 nt
Organism: Racocetra fulgida
Lineage: Eukaryota; Fungi; Glomeromycota; Glomeromycetes; Diversisporales; Gigasporaceae
Source: the annotation of a GenBank genome assembly
GUUGUGAUAUUCUCACUAAUUGGCUUCUAACUAACGAAAAAGAUUCAUUAAAUGGUCAAAAUACUGCUCCGUUGAUAAUCUAUCAAGAUUCUGAAGAUAAUAGCACGGAUACUGUUUUACCCACCACAAAUAAUCGUCGAAGGCGUCAUUUAAUUAACUUUUCUAUACCUCCGAUUUUUACUUCCCUUUUUGUAUAUUUAAUCGUGCUAUGUUUGGUUAUCACUUAUGGUUCUAUUAGACUUUCAACAGGAUAUUUGCCAUUUUAUCAACAAAAUAUCAAUGAUUUCGCUCCUUCGUUGAUAACAAUGGGUUGUGUAAUUCGCCAAGAUUCAACGGUUAACUCUGAUUAUAUUGAAACAACUCGUCAAUUAGCUGCAAAUGGCAGUAAAAUAGUGUUGUGGUCUGAAGGCUCUGGAAAUAUAACUGAUACUACCCAAUUAACUGACCUCUUCACCUCACUCACGAAUAUUUCCCAAACUUAUAAUACGUAUAUAGGUGUUGCUUAUAUAGACUUCCGUCCUGAACAACCUCAUUAUAAUAAAUUAACAGUCAUUGCUCCAUCAGGUGAUAUAAUAAUAGAUUAUUCAAAAGCAAAUUUAGUUCCAUUUUUAGAAAGUAGAGUAUUUAAGCGAGGUGUGAAUGUACUGCAGACUAAUAUAACGAAAGAAUUUGGCGUUAUUGGUGCAGCAAUUUGUUUUGAUUAUGAUUUUCCAUCAUUAAUUAACCAAGCUUCUCAUAAAGAGGUGAAUUUAAUGUUGGAUGCGA